Molecule: messenger RNA, 852 nt
Organism: Exophiala bonariae
Lineage: Eukaryota; Fungi; Ascomycota; Eurotiomycetes; Chaetothyriales; Herpotrichiellaceae
Exons: 3
Coding region: 1-852 (283 amino acids)
Biological process (GO): transmembrane transport; water transport
Cellular component (GO): plasma membrane
Molecular function (GO): water channel activity
Source: RefSeq, a predicted model, not a curated record
AUGCCCAGCGAGAGCAGAUUGAAUCGACAUCGGCCGUUCUCUGGUGAACAAGAAAGACGGGACUCUCAUGAAAAAUGGCGGAAAGCCCGUCAACACGGACUUGCCAUGUGCAGUGAAUUCGUUGGCACAACAAUAUUCUUGUGGUUUGCUUUCGCAGGCGCCCAAACUGCAGCAGCAACCGGUGGAGGUGUUGCAGAAACUCCAGAGCAGGUGAUGUUGACCAGUUUGAGCUUCGGUUUCAGCUUGCUUGUCACCGUUUGGGCAUUUUAUCGCGUUAGCGGUGGCCUUUUUAAUCCUGCCGUGACAUUGGGAAUGGUUAUUACAGGAACUCUGCCGUGGUUCCGUGGACUGCUCCUAUUACCAGCACAACUUCUUGGUGGCAUCGUCGCCGCUGCACUUGUGCAAUGCAUGUUCCCCGGGCCCUUGGUCGUCAACACUCUCCUCCAGGCUGAUGUGACUCCAGCACAGGGUGUCUUUAUUGAAAUGUUCCUUACGAGCUUGCUAGUAUUUACGAUAUUGAUGCUGGCAGCGGAGAAGCAUUAUGGAACAUUUGUGGCACCGGUUGGAAUUGGAAUUUCUUUAUUCGUUGCCAUGAUGGCCGGCGUUUAUUACACGGGCGCCUCACUGAAUCCGGCUCGCAGCUUUGGCCCGGCUGUCGCAACCGCCAAUUUCCCGGGGUACCAUUACAUAUAUUGGUUCGGUCCUGUUAUGGGUAGUCUGCUUGCCGGCGGAUAUUAUAAAUUUCUUAAGUACUUCAACUAUGAAGAGUCAAAUCCUGGACAAGAUGCCAUUGAUGAGCGAGAGAAGGCCCGGGAUACGGCGUCGACCAAUCAACAGGCUAAUCGCAAGUAG